Messenger RNA from Mauremys mutica (yellowpond turtle), 4736 nucleotides. Its product is annotated as sodium-dependent proline transporter-like. Gene Ontology annotation, cellular component: membrane. Gene Ontology annotation, molecular function: L-proline transmembrane transporter activity. The record is from RefSeq and is a predicted model, not a curated record. Bases 1290 to 3218 code for a protein of 642 amino acids. Gene Ontology annotation, biological process: sodium ion transmembrane transport. The transcript is spliced from 22 exons. Lineage: Eukaryota; Metazoa; Chordata; Testudines; Geoemydidae.
CUUGUCUGCACAGGGAAAUUGACUUAACUUGGCUGUUCCACAGCAGUCAUUCCGCUAGGCCGGAAUAACAGUUCUGCUCUAAUUUAGCUAAUCUGGAAUAAUUCCCCCAUGUGGAUAUUCUGUUCUUGAAUAAAAGUGAUUUAAUUACAGAGUAAUUACUCCCAAAUAAUUACUUCCAAAGCGAGUAAUUAUUCUGGAAUAAAGUCACUUUUGUUUGGGAAUAGCGUGUCCACCUGGAGGAGUUGUCGACACAAAAAUAAUAAAUCAGUUUCUGUUUUUGUCCUCCCUUUAAUCUGUAAAUUAAUCCCUAACUAAAGCAAUUUUUCCACUUCCCCAGUAGAUGGCAUCAUUAGACUACUUUUUCUACCAUCCACUCUCCCAAAAACACAUUACUAUUAUUAUGCAUUGUUUGUAUUAGGCUAGUACCUGCUGCAGAUACCUGUCUCUCUAUGCCACUGAUCAAAUAUGAGGGACCCAGGAUACUAGCACCUUUCAUCCAGAAGACAACAUGCUGAUUACUAAUUCGAUACAGAAAUCACUUCUACCUUUGAAAGACAGCCAUCUCUGGGGGAAAUGCCACAGAACGUGACAGUACCCGAUGGGUUAAACUGUGACAGAGGAAACCAGACUUCUCCUUCUGGGGCGUGACUGCGACUACAUCUGACAGAUCAAAAUUAAAAAAGAAACUUCACACUCGGAGAUGAUUAUGGAAGGAAAUUAUGCAACAAAGAGAUGGCUUAUUGGAACUGCUGUGUUACCUCCCAGCCCACUGCCUCCUUGAUACAGCCUGGUCAUGUGAACAACUGAAAUCAGGUCUUUUCUGUUGCACACCAUUGUCAACUGAACUCACGGUUUUCUGGAUAAUGACCAUGGGUGAAGUGGACUAGAAUGGAGAUCAAUAUUUUCCACAUCUUCCAGCCUCCCAACCAUGGCUGCUGGGACUAGACUUGGAUGAAAUGGACACUUUCUGCUUCUCAGGAUUUUGCUCCACUGAAAAAAAGUUGUAAACAGCAGCAUCCAGAUACAGAAUUGAGUGAGAUUCCUGCAGAGCUCCUGAAAUGCCAUGGAAAGGAAAAAGAGAGCGAGAAGGAGAGACAACAAAUAAUUGGUGGAUGUAAUCAGACUUGUUCUGCAGUGACUUCUGCUUUCCCAUUGCCACCCAAGCUCUGCUCCCUAGAUCAGAGCUGCCCUGCACUUUUCAGUAGCUCCAGCAUUUGGAUUGCAGCCGGGGCUUAGGCUGUAGUAGGUUCUUCCUCUGCUGGCUUCUUUCAUUCACCUGCAGUCUUGGAAUGAAGCUGUUCCCUGAACAAUGGUUUGCUGAGGGUGUAAGGCAGAGUGACUUCCCGGAGCAGGAAAUGCCAGCCACCGUGAUGCCGGGGAGUCCGGUCCAGCUGAACAGUGACACCCUGGAGACUGACCGCCCGCAGUCCGUGAGCCAGCCCCAACCUGCCUUCCAGAUCCAGCCCGUGACCCCGGACCCUGCCCCCAGCCAGCCCAGGGAGACGUGGGGUGGGAAGUACGAGUUCCUGCUCUCCUGCAUCGGGUAUUGCGUGGGGCUGGGCAACGUCUGGCGCUUCCCCUAUCUCUGCUACCGCAAUGGAGGAGGGGUCUUCCUGAUCCCCUACUUCGUCAUGCUGCUCUUCACCGGCCUGCCCCUGUUCCUGCUGGAGCUCAGCCUUGGCCAGUACGGCGCUGCAGGGCCCAUCACCGUCUGGAAGUGCUGCCCCCUGCUGAAAGGGAUCGGCGUGGGCAUGCUGCUCGUCUCCUCGCUGGUGUCGCUCUAUUAUAACGUCAUCAUCGCCUGGACUUUCUACUACCUGGGCACGUCCUUCCAGAGCCCCCUGCCCUGGUCGUGCGAGGCUCCGCAGAACGCCCCCCUCUGCCAGAAUGCAUCAGGAAACGCCAGUCGGUUCAGUGCCAGCGAGGCCUUCUGGAACGAGCAGGUGCUGGGGGUCACGCACAGCUCCGGCCUCCACGACCCGGGCCCGGUGAGGUGGCCGCUCGCCAUAUGCUUGUUGGUCGCCUGGAUCGUCAUCUUCCUGUGCAUGUUAAAGGGGAUCCGCAGCUCGGGCAAGGUGGUGUAUUUCACAGCGACGUUCCCGUACCUGGUCCUCAUCGUGCUCAUCAUCCGAGGAGCUACGCUGGAGGGAUCCAUUGAGGGCGUCCGCUUCUACCUCUCCUCGGACUGGAGCAGGCUACAGAGCGCUCAGGUGUGGAACGACGCUGCCUCACAGAUCUUCUACUCGCUGGGCAUUGGCUUCGGGGGGCUACUCUCCAUGGCCUCCUACAACAAGUUUGACAACAACGUGAUCAGGGACACCCUGGUUAUCGCCAUCGGGAACUGCUGCACCAGCUUCUUCGCUGGAUUCGCCAUCUUCUCCAUCCUGGGCCACAUGGCGUGGAGGAAGAGAGUGCCGGUGGGGGAGGUGGCCGAUUCAGGUCCCGGGCUUGCUUUCGUGGCCUACCCAGAAGCCCUUGCUCUGCUGCCUGCCUCUGCCUUCUGGUCGGUCCUGUUCUUCCUGAUGAUGUUCACGCUGGGAGUAGACACCCUGUUCGGGAACAUGGAGGGCAUCACCACGGCCGUGCUGGACGAGUUCCCGGCCCUGCGCGAGUGGAGACGGAAAACCCUCUUCCUGGGCGCGCUGUGCUUCACCUUCUACCUGCUGGGCCUGCUGCUCAUCACCGAGGGCGGCAUUUACUGGUUCACCCUCAUCGACGCCUACAGCACCAGCUUCGGCCUCAUCAUCAUCACCCUCUUCAUGUGCAUUGGCAUUGCCUUCUUCUACGGGGUGAACCAGUUCUGCCGGGACAUCGUUGACAUGAUCUGCCGGUGCCCGCCCUGGUGCAGCAAGCUGGUGCUCUACUUCAAGGCAUGCUGGGUAUUCAUCACGCCGUGCCUGCUGCUGUUCAUCCUCUUCUACAUCUUCCUGGAGAUGUACAACACGUCCCUGCACUACGGCGCCUACGUCUACCCGCGCUGGGGCAAGGCCCUGGGCGUGUGCAUGGGCACCGUCACCUGCAUCCAGAUCCCGCUCUGGGCGCUCGUGGCCAUCUGCAGGGAGUCGGGGACGCUGACGGACCGGUUCCGGAAAGCCAUCCACCCCCUGAACUCCUGGCGCACGGCGACCACCCACACCGAGGUCAUCGACGUCCCCUACACCAUCAACCUGGUGGACAGCGACUUCGCCAGCCCGCCCCAGGGGAGCAGCGAGGCCUGAGGGGCCGGGCAGCAGAACGGGGGCUCCAGGCAGCUGCUCUUGGCUCUGGUGUGGCAGCCUCCCAGGCGGAGGCCGCGGGCCGGUGCUCCUGGAUCUGCUGGAGGCUGCAGCUGGCCCUCACCUGCAGGAGACGAUGCUGGAACCUGCUGCUCUCCAGCCGCAGCGGUGCCAGCGGGGGAGGGCAGGACUCUGCUCAGGGCUGUGGCCAGCCAGCCGCUGGGCGCUUUGCAAGAGGGGCCUGGCCUCUGAACCUUCUUAAAACCACAGGGAAAGGAUUGUACUUGAGAAUCGAUUGCACGUGCCCCCUGGCGCAGCUGGGCACGCGGCCAGGUGGGUGCGCAGGCGCCCCCCUGGGCAUGGACAGAGGUGCCCAGAUGGGGCCGCUCUGAGGUGCGGAAGUGCGCACACAGAGAGGCGCCCGGGGCGUGGACAGAGGGGUGCACACACAGAGCGGCACCCCGGGGCGUGGACAGAGCGGUGCACACACAGAGCGGCGCCCCGGGGCGUGGACAGAGCGGUGCACACACAGAGCGGCGCCUCGGGGCGUGGACAGAGCGGUGCACGCACAGAGAGGUGUCCCGGGGCGUGGACAGAGCGGUGCACGCACAGAGUGGCGCCCGGGGCGUGGACAGAGCAGUGCACGCACAGAGCGGCGCCCCGGGGCGUGGACAGAGCGGUGCACGCACAGAGCGGCGCCCCGGGGCGUGGACAGAGCGGUGCACGCACAGAGAGGUGUCCCGGGACGUGGACAGAGCGGUGCACACACAGAGCGGCGCCCCGGGGCGUGGACAGAGCGGUGCACGCACAGAGAGGUGUCCCGGGACGUGGACAGAGAGGUGCGCACACAGCGGGGCGCCCGGGGCGUGGACAGAGCGGUGCACGCACAGAGAGGUGUCCCGGGACGUGGACAGAGAGGUGCGUGGACAGAGCCAUGCGCUCCUUGCCCAGCUGCACCCCCAGCAGGAAGUGAUUCCCCAGCGCUGAAGCGAGGCUGGGCUGCUGCUGUCCCAGCACUAGUGUCUGUGCCGGGGGCUGGCCGGGCUCCUGGGGGCUGCACGUGGGGGGGGAGUUGUGGUGGGGGCUCCUCUGGCUCCGCGCCUGCCAAUCCCCCGAGGUCUAGUCCCUGGGUUCCCCUCCUCUGGCUUGGGCACUCAGGCCGACUGCUCCAUUAGCCAACCCAGCCAUGGCUCUACUAGGCUCCUGCCAGGGUCUCAGCCAGGGGGCGGCCGGCAGGGUCACAGCCCAAGCCUGCCCCAGGGGCGAGGACUUGGGGCCAGCAGGUUGGGGGCGGCACCAGGUUCAUGGUGCACAGCUGGGAAGCACCUGGCCCUCACCUGCUCCACGGGAUCUGCCCACGUGUGGGGGCGGCGGCUGCUGCUGGCAGGGCUGGCAGAGGCGAGGAUUUGUCCCGGCAGUGAGGUGCAGGGGGAGGGGGUCUCUCCAUGGGCCGGCCCUGCCAAGGGGCUGGGUUUGGGGGCCCCGGCUCUCUGCCCGCUGGGAUUUCUCUGCUGCAGAAAU